Messenger RNA from Gamsiella multidivaricata, 877 nucleotides. RefSeq lists its product as uncharacterized. The transcript is spliced from 2 exons. The coding region runs from base 417 to 680 and encodes 87 amino acids. The record is from RefSeq and is a predicted model, not a curated record. Lineage: Eukaryota; Fungi; Mortierellomycota; Mortierellomycetes; Mortierellales; Mortierellaceae.
AGUAGAGACCCGAGGAUCUCUUUUCCCUACCAUCCGGUAUACCUACACAUCCCACACCGUGGACAUUGCGCGCAUUAUCGUCGAGAGAAUAAUAAAGAAAUUUGGACCCCUACCAACUCGGUUCUUUACUUGGACGGCCCUUCUUCGCAAGAAAAAAACUCUCUCAUAAUCGUCGACAAGCGAUCCUCACGAAAGUCAUGACGCGGGCUCAAGGCAACAUCGGUCAGCUGGAGGGUCGCGUGGAGAAGAAGCAACGCGUGCGGAAACAGCAGUUCCUUAUCGCACAGAGAAACCUGGCAAAGGCUUUCUAUUGGACGCUGGAGACGCGGCAGACCGUUGUAGGGCAUCUUCGGAAGAAGGGGUGGUCAGUGGAGGGAUGCGAGACCGAGACGGAUCUCAAGCUUGCUUAGAGCUACAUGCCCGACGAUAUUGUCCUAUUGCGGGACAGUGACCUACUCAUUUACGCAAGGAUCUUAACUGUGUGGCGACCGAUCUCAAAAGGUCAGUUUCUCCUUUACGACGUUCCAGGCAUCCUAGCGGUACUAAGGAUCAAUAGGACUCAGCUCACAGUCCUGUGCAUGGUCUCCAAGAACCACUACAACGCCGACAUUCCCUCGCUGGGGUGUGUCGCCAAUCUCAGCAUUAUCAGGCAUUUGGAUGACGAUGGUAAUGUUCACUGAGAAACAGGCGUUAUCUAUGUGGACUUAUUCUAGUGUAUUUUUUUUAUAUUAGGAAUGCAGUAUCGUUCGCAGCCAUUUACUCUGCCAAUAGCGACCACUCUAUCUUUAUUAGAUAAGGGCGGGCACUAUCCUUGGAUGCAAGAUGGCUUCCUGAAGCUGGGACCUUCCCGCUUCAUGCGCCAGCUCAACAACAUCGG